Molecule: messenger RNA, 1119 nt
Organism: Huiozyma naganishii CBS 8797
Lineage: Eukaryota; Fungi; Ascomycota; Saccharomycetes; Saccharomycetales; Saccharomycetaceae
Gene: IPL1
Product: aurora kinase
Exons: 1
Coding region: 1-1119 (372 amino acids)
Biological process (GO): mitotic spindle organization; protein phosphorylation; regulation of cytokinesis
Cellular component (GO): spindle pole centrosome; spindle microtubule; spindle midzone
Molecular function (GO): protein kinase activity; ATP binding
Source: RefSeq, a predicted model, not a curated record
AUGCGUACCUCUUCGUAUCUUUCGUCGACACAAGGGAGCAAAAAGGACAUUGCCAAACAGCAUAAAGCAUUGCUGUCAAUGUACGUACCGUCAUCAAACAAGAAAGUGUCUCCAAAUCAAAUAUCCAAAGGGGGGGCGGAAACGAAUAAAUCUUCAAGAAUAUCGAAGUCUCCGGUGGGGCCUCAUAACAAGAUUCAACCUGUCAAUGUACUGUCUCCGUCCAAGAAUAAAAACUUAAGCAAUAUUAUCACACAAUCGGGAUCCAAACUUAUGAAAACAAACGCGCUGGAUUCUUUCAACUCCAAUUUAAGGAUCAAAAGUUUUACAAAGGAUGAUUUCGAUAUUGGGCUGAAACUGGGGAAGGGCAAAUUCGGGAAGGUAUUCUGCGUCAGACACAAAGAAAGCGGGUUUAUAUGCGCGCUGAAAGUUAUGCAGAAGACAGACAUAUUGCAAUACAAGCUAGAAAGGCAAUUUAUUAGAGAAGUGGAGAUCCAAUCAUCGUUGAACCACCCGAAUAUCGCGAAACUAUACGGUUAUUUCCACGAUGAGAAAAGGGUAUAUCUUAUCAUGGAAUAUAUGCUUUACGGAGAGCUAUAUAAGACUUUGGAAAUACAUGGCCCUUUUGAAAAUGCUGUCGCUACGAACUACGUGUAUCAAAUUGCAAGCGCCAUAUUGUAUUUACACCAGAGGCAUAUCAUUCACAGAGACAUCAAGCCUGAAAAUAUCCUAAUAGGCCCUCACAACCAACUGAAGCUGACGGACUUUGGCUGGAGCAUAAUAAACCCAAAAGGAUUAAGACGGAGGACGUUUUGCGGCACUAUUGACUACCUCUCUCCAGAAAUUGUCGACUAUAAGGAAUACGACCACAACGUUGAUAUCUGGGCGCUGGGUAUCGUUGCAUACGAACUGCUAGUGGGCUCCCCACCGUUCGAAGAAAACACCAAAGACUUGACCUACGAAAGAAUAAGACGUGGCGAUAUCGUGUUCCCGAAACAGGUCACACCAGAGGCAAGAGAUUUUAUCGAAAGAAUUCUGGUGCUGGAACCGAAAAAAAGAAUGACAUUGAAAGAGAUUAUGUCCCAUCCCUGGAUACUCAAGUACAAGUCACAAUGGCAAUGA